Anarrhichthys ocellatus (wolf-eel) is the source of this 8543-nucleotide messenger RNA. It is a transcript of the gene znf536, whose product is annotated as zinc finger protein 536. Gene Ontology annotation, cellular component: nucleus. Lineage: Eukaryota; Metazoa; Chordata; Actinopteri; Perciformes; Anarhichadidae. Gene Ontology annotation, molecular function: RNA polymerase II cis-regulatory region sequence-specific DNA binding; DNA-binding transcription factor activity, RNA polymerase II-specific. The record is from RefSeq and is a predicted model, not a curated record. Gene Ontology annotation, biological process: regulation of DNA-templated transcription.
UUUUCGUGCCACGGGAAAUGUAACGAUGAGGAGGUUAAUUCUUUAAGCGAGGUUCUGUGCAUCAGCUGCUUUUUUAUAUCCCCCGUUAACGGCGAAUACCGCAAGACCCGGGCUGUAUCCAGCCAGUCGGCUCUGCUUUCUACAAUGGAGUGCCUUUUUUAACGGUACAAUGCAUUUCACCUACCAGAUAGGGGGAGUCCAAGCUGAAAAGAUGAAGGGAAUAUGCUGAUGCCUGGCGAUCGGCAGCAAUGCAAACGUUCACCUUUUAGCAGGCAGCGACAGAGAGGGGCAGAAAAAAGCGAGUAAUAAAGCCGGAAUAUUCUUUUUUUUUUGUACGUUUCAAACUCGGGAUGCGCGACAGGGAGCAGCUGUAGGGACAGGAUCGAGGAGUGGACGGUUCUCUUAACAUGUCCGAAGCGCACUUUUCAACACCCCCGUCAUCCGACGAGAAUAUGAUCCGGUCAAAUCAUAUGGACAUGCCUCAUUAUUCAAUGAACACAAUCUCUCGCAACGCAUCGUUUACGCUCAGGAGUUAGCCGGCGCUUCUCCACAUUUUAAAGGCCCUUGUCGUCCCGCCUUCCGUGGAGCUGUCGGCGAUCUUCCUGACAUCCGGCAUUCAUUGGAGCGGCAGCAGUCACACAGGACUCCCUGAUCGGUGCCGACCAGGAGCGGAGCUGAAGCUGAGGGCUGGCUUAACGGGGCUAAGCACACUGUCACGCUGUCCAAGAAACUCCCCCCACCCACCGACUGAGGUGGCCAUUCCAGUAAGCAGUAGUCAGUCAGGAGUGACGGCGAGGGGCCACUUGAUCCUAACAAACGGGUUGCACUCCAGUAUGCAGUUGGUGUGUUAAGGAUGGAGGACUCUAGUUUGUGUCUUGGUGUGUCGUCAGCGGUGCCUGACGCUGAUGCCCAUCUGAGCAAUGCUGUGUUAAAUGGCCGCUACCCCAUCAGCCAAAAGCUUCACCAGCUUACUGCCCAGUUAGGACACGCCUUUCCUGACCUACACCGCCCACAGCAGAUCCCUGAAGAGAAAGCAGCCACACCUUUGGACGAGAAGACCCACCACGCGGCCCUGGCCAGUCAACCUAUCAGCAGUCAGAUGGCGCUGCUCGCCAAUCAGCUCAACCGAGACAUUGACGCAGGGGCACUAAGUGGGUUGAACGGGCGUGUUGACCUGCAGCAGUUUCUCAACGGCCAGAACUUGGGCAUCAUGUCCCAGAUGAACGAUAUUGAAGAUGACGCCCGCAAGAAUAGGAAGUAUCCCUGUCCACUGUGUGGCAAGCGCUUCCGUUUUAACAGCAUCCUAUCACUGCAUAUGCGCACACACACAGGAGAGAAGCCCUUCAAGUGCCCCUACUGUGACCACCGAGCGGCUCAGAAGGGCAACUUGAAGAUUCACCUCCGCACCCACAAGCUGGGGAAUCUUGGUAAAGGUCGCGGCCGUGUCAGAGAGGAGAAUAGGCUGCUGCAUGAGCUAGAGGAGAGGGCCAUCCUUAGGGACAAGCAGAUGAGAGGGAGCGGCAGUCUCCUCCAGACACCCCCAACACCCCAUUUGAGCCUCAAUAGCAGCUCUAACACCCAUCAGCAGCAACUAGGCCAGCCUGUGGCCUCCUGCUCCCCCCCCUCUGGCCUUGCCACUCCAGACCCAAUUCCCCAACCCUCUUCUUCACCCAAGCCGGCCGGCACCCAGGAUGAACAGUCCUUGAACCCCACUACAGGCUUCCGCUGUACCUUCUGUAAAGGGAAGUUCAAGAAGCGUGAAGAACUGGACCGCCACAUCCGCAUACUCCACAAACCCUACAAAUGUACCCUGUGUGAGUUUGCUAGCUCCCAUGAAGAGGAUCUGAUAAGUCAUGUGGAGAAGGCCCACAUCACAGCCGAGAACACACAGGGUACUGGUGGUGCCGGUGGCACGCAGGUGGCCACUGAAUUCCGCUGUGAAGUGUGUAGCCAGGUGUUCAGCCAAGCUUGGUUCCUUAAGGGCCACAUGCGCAAGCACAAGGACUCCUUUGAACACUGCUGCCAAAUCUGUGGCCGUCGCUUUAAGGAGCCCUGGUUCCUCAAGAACCAUAUGAAGGUGCAUCUCAACAAGCUGGCCAUCAAGAACAAGCCACACCAGCCCAGUGAGCAGGACAUGGCUGCCGUCAAUAGCAUGAGCAAUCUAGCUCAGGAAGCUCAUGCCAACCUUUACUCCCGCUACAUCUCCUGUCUUCAGGGAGGCUUCCUCUCACCAGACAAACAGGGCCUGAGUGAGCAGCAUCAACUGUUGGCUAAAGCAGGGAUAGCCAUGAAGGAAAAGGAGAUGCUAGGGAAGCUGCUGGGGCCAAUGGCAGGAGGUAUGGGCCAUGGGCUGGGAGAAAAUGAGAAGCGCUCACUCCUGGGUUGUCUCAACCUUGUGCCACCACUGAAGUCGAGCUGCAUGGAGCGCCUCCAAGCAGCUGCAAAAGUGGCAGAGAUGGACUCCCUCAAUAGCUACCAAGCCUGGCAGAUAAUGGCUCGUGGCAUGGCUAUGGACAGGGCUUUCAUGCCUAAGGAGCAGCACCAGCAUCAUUUACCCCCAGGGCAGGAAGAUGAGAUGGGUGGUGCUGGAGCCUUGGCAUCCUACUCAAAGGAUAAACAGGACUACUUGAUUGCUUCCAAUGAUAGCUCCAAGCAGAAGCAGCUCUCGGAGGCCUUGCAGGGCUCCAAGGCCGGUGGCGGAGCCAUGAUGUCCAUGAAGGAGGAUGGAAGAGGCUUUGACAGUCACCGUGACAUAAUGUCUGUCCACGGUAGUUCCGAGGCUCCUGGAGUCCUGGCUGGCUUGGGAAGCCCACACAUUGACUACAGCCUCUCCGUCCUGAAGGAGAAGCCUUCAGAAUGCCCCGACUGUGGCCGGGUCUUCAGAACCUACCAUCAAAUGGUCGUCCACUCCCGCAUUCAUGGCAAAGACAGGAGAGGCAUUGAAGAAGCGAUCCAGCAACAAGGUCUGGACGAACGGCGUGGAUCAGCCAGUGACCCCGAGUCCCAGUCCAUCAGCCGCUCCACCACUCCUGGUUCAUCCAAUGUGACGGAGGAAAGCGGAGCUGGAGGAGGACACUCCCAGACAGGAAGUGUCCAGGAUGACAGCCCACAUCCCUCCUCACCAUCUUCAGAUGUCGGGGAGGACUCGGGGAAGGCGGCGGGGAGCGUUCAGCCGUCGCUGUCCCAGCAUCGCGAGCGGAGCGUGGCCUCGUCCUCCAAGGACUGCCCCUACUGCGGCAAGUCCUUCCGCACCUCCCACCAUCUCAAAGUCCACCUGCGGAUACACACAGGAGAGAAACCCUACCGGUGCCCUCAUUGUGACUAUGCCGGCACCCAGUCUGCCAGUCUGAAGUACCACCUGGAGCGCCACCACCGCGAGCGCCAAAAUGGCUCCACCACCUCAGGCCCAUCCUCUUGCCACACCCCUUCUUCUGACCACAAAGAGGAUCAUGGGAAGACAACCGGUGGCGGCGUCUUUGCUCGACCAGAUGUCCUCCGUAAUGUCUUCAAGAGCAUGCCUCCCAACCUAGACUUCAGGGCAGGUCCAAUGCUGCCACAUCAGUGGGCAUCGGCUGGUAUGAUGUCUCCGCAUGACCGAGAUCGUGAGCGCGGGGACCGCCGCUUUGACUCCGCCUCUUCAGCUGAGAACAUGAAGACUGCUGAUGGCCCGUCUUCCCUCGUCUCAACAGGGACAGAUAGCUUCUCCGACCUAAGCAGGGCUUACCAAAGCAUGAUGGGAAACGGGGUCCACUUUCAAGGUUCUCUCCAGGCCUUCAUGGACAGCUUUGUCCUCAGCUCCAUGAAGAAGGACAUGAAGGACAAUCAGAGUUCAGUCCAGCUCCAGGCCCAGUGCUACCAUGACAAUGGCGAGCCCAAAGCAAAGCGGGCCAUUUCGGCUGACCAGGAAAGAGAAGACAAGACUGAAGCCAAACAGAACUCACAGCCUGGUAAACCUGGGUCCCAGUAUGAACCACUUGAUCUGUCUGUGUCAGUCCGGCCUGAGUCUGCAUCCGGGUCCCUCCCUGGGUCUUCAGUCACCAUCCAUGAUAAUGUGGCGUGGCAUGGCUGUCUCUUCUGCUCCUUCUCCACCUCCUCAUUCGAGAUCAUGGCUCUGCACCUCCAGGCCAACCACCUGGGUAAGGCCCAACAGCAGCGGUCUGAUACAGGCAAGGAGCUUCAUGGAGAGAACUCUCCCACCACCUCCAUCAUUCACUCCUCCAACAUCAAGACCUCUGGUAUGGCCCUUGACGGAGACAGAAAUGGGGAGAAAAUCCAGGGAGGCUGGAACAACCACAUCGACCAGCCCUACAAUCCCUUCCAGAGUGACUUCUACAGGCGGUUUGGUGGCUUGUAUGAUGGAUCCCAGAGGGUCAACCAGGGCCUUCAAGCGUAUUUAGUCCCUGCAGAGCAGGGUAUGGACCUACCCACGCGGGCCUUUGGUGGAGCAGCUUCAGCUGGGGAUGACCAGAUUGCUGAUAGGGGCUCCCGUGGAGACACCGAAGAGGACCAGGCUGGAUCAGAUGAUGAGGUUGCAAAGGCCGGGGGACGCAGUGCCAGUGACACCCCUUCAACCACCCCCAAAAGACAGCAGCAACAGAAUUACACCGAUGAAGAGGAAGAGGAGAGAGGAGUGGCUGAAGAGGAGGAGGAAAGAGAUGAGGAUGGGCAAAUGGACGUGGAGAGAGAGGAAGAUGGAAGUCCGACUUCAGACCGCUUCCAGAACCACUCCAAACAGCUCCAAGACAACUCCUCUCUGCCCCCAAGGGGUGGAGGUGGUUUGGCCGCUUCUUCCUCCGCCAUGACACCAUAUUCUCUGGUUCCCCAAACCAAGAACCAAGCUUUGCCACUGGAGAAGCAGUGGCAGCAGGGCCUGGCCCUCCUGUCUCCUGGAGGUCCCCCAGGACUGUUGAAGACUGAGCAGCACACCCACCUAGAGCAGCAGAUGAACAUGCUGUCUGUCCUCAGAGCCUACAGCAAUGACAACAUCCCCGCAUUCAACGGCCUGGGAGGCGGAGCACCCACAGGGGGCAUGAAGAGGCCAGAUGCACCUGGCCAGAGACCAUUCAAGUGCAGUUACUGCCCCUACAGCGCCUCCCAAAAGGGCAACCUGAAGACGCACGUGCUGUGCGUGCACCGCAUGCCCUUUAACAACAGCCAGUAUCCCGACCGACGCUUCAAGCGCUCCCAUCCUGGGUACGACAUCCCGGAGAACAGCCCCGAUGAUGCCGUGGGCGGCGUUCCACCGAAUCAACCGAUAACAGAUGGGAGCCAUGGGAAUAACGUUAUGUGGUUUGCAGGGGAGGCCGAGUCACAUCACCAGGAGUGAAGCCGCCAUGAGCUUGGGUUGGUUGAUAACAACCAGCAUAGAGGUCUGUGUUGGACAAUGAGAGUCCCAUAGAUUAUCAGGCAAACACGCCCUGAUGCACAUUAUAGUUGGUCAGUUUAAGACUCAUUUCUAUCAGACCCUGACCGGACAACGGCAAGACAAUGAGAUCCACAAACACUAGGUAAACAUACUCUAUGUGUGGUAUUGGAAGUCUGUGAACAUUUACUAAGAACACAUUAUAAUCUAUGUAUUUGUGAUGAGGUGAUUCAGCGUUUUUGUAUCCUUUAACCAAGCACAGUGGAUUAUGUGUAAGAACGGAAAAAGAGAAAGUGUUUAAAAAAACGUUAAUGAAAUUGUAGUUUUCAGACAAAUCACGAGGGAAGGCGGCUGUGAAGCAAGAGGGAAGAUGAUGAAAAUCAUUGGAGCGACUUUUCUCCAAAAAUAAUGCUUUUAUCAGAAAAAUGAUCCGUGUAAACGAUUGAGCGGGGCAGUUACUGGAGGGAGGAUGGAAGGGGCGGUGGAGUAAGAGGAGGGAUUUUGAAUGCACACCACCACCACCACCACAGCCAUCCCAGAACAUAACACCAGUGGCUGCCAUUUUCCCAGUGUGAGUGAUGAGCCCUGUAUGUGUGUGUGUGUGUUGUGGGGUCAGCGGUGGCCAUGGUGGCUUGUGUGUCAGGGAUAGAGGGUAAAGGGAGGAGGGGUGCAUUGGUGCCAGCCUGACUGGAGCUAUCAUUGCAGAGGAAAUCAAUUCAACAACACACACACACUCAGAGUCCUACAGUGGUAACCCGACUCUGGACGGUAUACGCCAGGGGGGUCAAGUUGAGUCCCAUCAGCUGGCCGGAGCCCCUAGAGUCACCUCCUACCCUCCUAUAUCCUUCCCUCAGCUCUCACUCUCUCUAGUGCGAGCCCGGUCCGUUAGAAUGAUGUGGAAAAUUCAAAGCAAAUCAAUCAGCAACGUAUUUAAAGCAUCCAUUAGCCAACGCUGUGGCUUGCCCUGCUCUGGUUUUUUCAAGGUGACCUUACUGGCUCCACGUCAGGGAAAGACGGGUAGUUUUAGCCAAUUGUGUUUGAGCUUUGUCGUGACAGAUGACAGUUUGGUACCCGGACGAAGCCGUGUAUGGGGGAUUUUUUUCUACAUGUGCUUUAGAAGGAAAAGAUCAGACGUUAUGUACAUAUAAAAAGGUGUUUGACAUCCCCCUUAAGGACAAAAAGCAGGAUUAACCUCCUCCACUGAUAAGCUCUUUUAAAGUUGCUCCACGGGGAGGGCCAUGAUGAAAAAUAAGAUAAUCAUUCACCUGCUUUAUGUCUCUAAUUAUAGUACAUUUUCUAUAAAACAAGUUAGUUUUUAGUUUUUUUCAAACGAGGCAUUCUCUUUUCUUUGUAUAAGUAGUGUUUUAUUCUUUAUCCCUAUGUGAAUUAUUCCUGAGGGGGAGGGGCACAUAAAACAUUGAAAGUGGAAUGUUUUGAUCCCAUAAAAUCAAGCUACAUAGCUUAAAGGGCAAAAGACAACGUAUCAACUUUGAUUGUACUCAGUUGUGCCGGCAGCUCAUGGUGUACUGGGCGAGGGGAAAUAAGAACGUAUGGCGCUUUGUGUGGUGUCGGCGUUGGUGGUAGGGGGCUGGUUGCUGGGGGGGCGUGUGUUUUAAUGUAUUUUCUGAUAAAGAGAAAUGAUCCGGACUUUAAGAAAGUCAAUAUCUUCCUGCACAAACACACAGGCAGUGGCGGGGAGGGCUAAAACUCUUAAAACCUCGGGGCCUCAGCUCUGCCGAAAGGAGUUUACAGUCCCACACAAUGCACUUGCACACACCAACAACAGGGUGAGGAAUACAAUCCUCCUGCACACAUGAAGAGAUGGAGGGGUAAGCAGAGAGAAAUAAGGAGAGAGGAAGUGUAGAGGGGGAAAAAAAGAAAGAAAAGGGAGUAAUAUAGAAAGUUGAAUGUUCUGCUGUAAUAGUGGUUUUGAUUGUGUCGCUACAAUUUGAACUUUUUGGCCACACUGAAAAAUACAGUAUUAUUAAUAUAAUAAUAUAGUACAUUGAAUACCGUAUUUUACUUGCCACACUUCCAUUUCUUUUUUUUGUAGCCAACAGGACAGUAUAGUUCUCACAGGCUUCUGACUGAGUGUCUGUAGACAUGAACGCACUACUGUGUUUUUGGUGGCUGUAUAUCUUGCUUUUCUGGAUGUGUGUGUAUUCAUGCGCGCGUGUUCCGAACAUUUACGUAUACGAGCAAAAAGUCAAUGGGAAGAAAAAGUUUUUUUCAAAAGUACACAUUCCAUUUGUUUGUUUUUUGGCAGCCUGGUUUUUCCAUCUUACUAAAUAACGCAUGUGGAUCAGCACGGUUUCAUCAUCUUGCUCAGAUGAGGCAACCACUUUUUGUUUCAACACUGGAGAGCGCCAUUUGUUGUGAUUCCUCCGUGACUUGUACUCUUUGUCCAUCCCUGAGUGUGAUGCGCCCCCCCCCGCACACACACACACCCUGCUGUAAUCCCCAAAUAAUCCAUUCCAUUGUCCCCGUGCUGUUUGAUCUCCGUCAAGCUUCCUAUUGAAGUAGCACAUGCAGUUUGCUCAAUUAUAAUCACUGGUGCAAGGAGAAAAAAAAUGAAACCAUGCCCAUUCAUUUCAUUCUGCAAUAGAUUCUGUAGUAUGCAAUCCUAAUACUGUCCACAUUCCUAAAUGAACAAGAUUUCUAUAGCCGAUGGGAGGAGAAGUGAGGAGAGGGGUUUUGUUGCAAACUGUUAUAAAGUUAUCUUAACAGUAGAUAACUUUAUAUUUAAAAGACUAAUAUCCUUGCUCAUUAUUUAUUACUCCACAUCUGUUUGACAGAAGACAAAAUCUUCCACUAAAGGGGUGUUUCAAACAUGGACUGUUUACUCUUUCCGCGGUCUAGACGUUCUGAUGUACUUUUAAAGCGGUAAGAUUUAUCUGGUGUUUUUUUUUCCAGCAAUAAAAUCCUCUACCUCUGGGAAACACUGUGUUUUGCAUCUGGCUCCUUUCACACCAUUCAGAUCAAACAACUUCACUGAGGAAGACGAACUAUUCUGACUGCGGAAAGAGUGCUGACACCGGGUACGGAAAUGUUUCACUCAAAUCAAAGUGAUAAUUUGUGUCUUAAAACGUACCUUUAUGUUGCCCAUAAAAAAAAAAGGACACAUAAGAAUUCAGAUGUUUGCUUGUAAAUGCUGGGUCUUACUCGCUCAGUCACCAUACAC